Haemorhous mexicanus (house finch) is the source of this 1367-nucleotide messenger RNA. RefSeq names its product SRY-box transcription factor 2 (gene SOX2). Gene Ontology annotation, molecular function: DNA-binding transcription factor activity, RNA polymerase II-specific; RNA polymerase II cis-regulatory region sequence-specific DNA binding. Gene Ontology annotation, biological process: regulation of DNA-templated transcription; anatomical structure morphogenesis; cell differentiation. The transcript has a single exon. The record is from RefSeq and is a predicted model, not a curated record. The coding region runs from base 418 to 1365 and encodes 315 amino acids. Lineage: Eukaryota; Metazoa; Chordata; Aves; Passeriformes; Fringillidae.
UUGUCUAUUAACUUGUUCAAAAAAGUAUCAGGAGUUGUCAAGGCAGAGAGAGAGAGUGUGUGUGUUUGCAAAAGGGGGUAAAGUAGUUUGCUGGCUCUUUAAGACCGAGGUGGAGAGAGAGAGAGAGAGGGAGAGAGAGAGAGAGAGAGAGAGAGCGGCAGGCAGAGAAAAGGGAAAAAGGAGGAAGAAGUUUUUUAAAAUCAAGACUCCGGCGGUAAUAAUAGCAGUUAUUAGCAUUAUUAAUCCAUCAGCGAAGAAGAAGAUCCUGAUCUUGAUCCAAGUGUGGUUUUGGGGAGUCCCCCUCCCCCCUUUCCUACCCCUCCCUAGGAAGAAAAAAAAAAAAAGUCCGGCUUGGGACUCCGCUGCGGCUGCUCCUCGUUUCUCUGCUCAAGGCUGGUUCCAGCAAAAGUAGUUUGAAUGUACAACAUGAUGGAAACCGAGCUGAAACCUCCCGCCCCCCAGCAAACUUCGGGGGGAGGCACAGGCAACUCCAACUCGGCCGCCAACAACCAGAAGAACAGCCCGGACCGGGUCAAGCGCCCGAUGAACGCGUUCAUGGUGUGGUCCCGCGGGCAGCGGCGGAAAAUGGCCCAGGAGAACCCGAAGAUGCACAACUCCGAGAUCAGCAAGCGGCUCGGGGCGGAGUGGAAACUUUUAUCCGAGGCGGAAAAGAGACCCUUCAUUGAUGAAGCCAAGCGGCUCAGAGCUCUGCACAUGAAGGAGCACCCGGAUUAUAAAUACCGACCCCGGAGGAAAACCAAGACCCUCAUGAAGAAGGAUAAGUACACGUUGCCGGGGGGCUUACUGGCACCGGGCACCAAUACCAUGACGACUGGGGUAGGGGUUGGGGCCACCUUGGGAGCUGGGGUGAACCAGAGGAUGGACAGUUACGCGCACAUGAACGGCUGGACCAACGGAGGCUAUGGGAUGAUGCAAGAGCAGCUCGGCUACCCGCAGCACCCGGGCUUGAACGCGCACAACGCGGCGCAGAUGCAGCCCAUGCACCGCUACGACGUGAGCGCCCUGCAGUACAACUCCAUGACCAGCUCGCAGACUUACAUGAACGGAUCGCCUACCUACAGCAUGUCCUACUCCCAGCAAGGGACCCCGGGCAUGGCCCUGGGCUCCAUGGGCUCGGUGGUCAAGACGGAAUCCAGCUCCAGUCCCCCCGUAGUCACUUCCUCGUCUCAUUCAAGGGCUCCUUGCCAAGCUGGGGACCUUCGGGACAUGAUCAGCAUGUAUCUACCAGGUGCUGAAGUACCAGAACCAGCUGCCCCAAGCAGACUUCAUAUGUCCCAACACUACCAGAGUGCACCUGUUCCUGGCACAGCCAUUAAUGGCACACUCCCUCUAUCACAUAUGUAAGA